Messenger RNA from Morchella sextelata, 1086 nucleotides. RefSeq lists its product as uncharacterized. The record is from RefSeq and is a predicted model, not a curated record. The transcript has 2 exons. Gene Ontology annotation, cellular component: nuclear membrane; nuclear envelope. Lineage: Eukaryota; Fungi; Ascomycota; Pezizomycetes; Pezizales; Morchellaceae. The coding region runs from base 1 to 1086 and encodes 361 amino acids. Gene Ontology annotation, biological process: lipid homeostasis; nuclear envelope organization.
AUGGCAGGCUUUAGCAGAGGUAAUGAAACGCCUAUGGACUUUGAAUAUGACCAGACCCCUGAUAUCAGUCCGGCGUCACCCUUCUAUGACGCAAAGAAAACAACAAGCCGUUCAAUCUUCGCAUACUCCCCUAUAAACCCCCCCCAUACCCCCCCAGCUACUGCGACCUUCCGUUUCACUGCAGGAAAUCCGACGACUCCACACUCAACACGACCUACGCAGUCGGCUUUCCAAACACCAAGCUUUCAGCUAUUGCAGAAUAAGUGGAACACACCAUCAAAGGACUCUGAUAUAUUCUCAGAAGCUACCCCCCGGUCCCCGGAUUUAGACAGUGAGGCGCCAACUCCUGAACCAAAAACCGCUCGGUCGGAGCUUAAAAGUAUAACUAGCAAGCCUGUUCUACCAUCAACUACACCCUCACAAAGCACUGGUCGCGGAGAGCUCAAGAGGGGCGAGCCGCGAAGACAGCUAUUUGCCGCUGUAACCAAAGCACGUAGACGGAGACCGCAGACGCAGGUUUCAACACAAAAUUUUACGCCCCUCUCUGGAUAUGAUGAUACGGAGGUUGAAAACUCAGAGGAAUCGGAUGAGGACGACGAGGAAGAAGAUGAAGAUGACGGCUCACCUUGCCGGCGGCCCCCACCUCGCAUUUCAUGGCGCCGCACAGCAGAAUCUGCUGCGGCCUCUUUUGUGUCAACCCAUCGUGACCUGCCGCUAAUUGUGUCACAUUACCUUCAGCUAUUCUUCAAUCUCUCAUUACUACUACUGGUCCUUUACGCCGUGUUUUGUUUCUAUCUUACUAUCCGGGCAGACGUCGAUGUAAAGGUGGAGGAGUACUCCUCUGAAAUCUUAAUGGAGAUCAGUCAAUGCAGCAGAGACUACAUUGAGAAUCGCUGCGCGCCAGGAAUGAGAGUACCAGCUAUGGAGAAAGUAUGUAGUGCAUGGGAAAGAUGCAUGAACAGGGAUCCGACAAUGGUCGGGAGAGCACGAGUAAGCGCAGAGACAUUUGCCGGGAUCGUGGAUGGAUUUGUUGAAGGAAUCAGUUACAAAACUAUGGUGAAUCAUGUUUCCCCGUGGAUAUUAUGA